Molecule: messenger RNA, 2453 nt
Organism: Xyrauchen texanus (razorback sucker)
Lineage: Eukaryota; Metazoa; Chordata; Actinopteri; Cypriniformes; Catostomidae
Product: sorting nexin-12
Exons: 6
Coding region: 207-689 (160 amino acids)
Biological process (GO): endocytic recycling; late endosome to Golgi transport
Cellular component (GO): early endosome membrane; retromer complex
Molecular function (GO): phosphatidylinositol-3-phosphate binding
Source: RefSeq, a predicted model, not a curated record
UGUCAUUUGAACGACGUUAACUGCUACACAUCGAAAAACGCAGGAUUUCCUGUGGUUUUGCUGAAUUGGACAGUCAAGUUUUAGAUUCGCUAAAGUACUUAGACCACUUUAAUCUCCAUCGAUUUAAUGUCUUAAUCAAAACCAUCUCAACCGUACGUGCUGUAGACUACACCUCGACAUAGUUAGUCUCAAAGAAGUCCUCAAAAAUGUCCGAACCCACAGUGGCCGAUACUCGCCGGUUAAACUCCAAACCGCAGGACCUGACGGACGCUUACGGGCCUCCCAGCAACUUUCUGGAAAUCGACGUGUACGACCCGCAGACUAUAGGAGUCGGCCGCAAUCGGUUCACCACGUACGAAGUCCGGAUGAGGACAAAUCUUCCCAUAUUUAAACUGAAGGAGUCAUGUGUAAGACGAAGAUACAGUGACUUCGAGUGGCUGAAGAAUGAGCUGGAACGAGACAGCAAGAUUGUUGUACCCCCUUUGCCUGGAAAGGCAUUGAAGAGACAGCUCCCCUUCCGUGGAGAUGAGGGCAUUUUUGAAGAGUCCUUCAUUGAGGAGAGACGAUCUGGCCUUGAACAGUUUAUCAACAGAAUUGCAGGUCAUCCUUUGGCCCAGAACGAACGCUGUCUUCACAUGUUCUUGCAGGAUGAAAGUAUUGACCGGAACUACAUUCCUGGAAAAGUGUGAAUGAAGUAAGGUUGCGGUAAGGCCCCUUCCUGUCCGGGACCCAUGUGCUCUACCAGCUCUUUUCUGCACAUGAAUCAAAGAUUUUCACAGCUGCUCUCCAUUAUAUCUUGUAUAUAUUUUUCUCAAAUAGAGCUAGACUGUAACAUCUAUUUCGCCCUGAAGAUGAACUCAUGUUGCAUUUAUACCUCACACACUAAGUUUCUUUGGGAAGAAGUACUGUUUGCUUUUUGCUUAUCUUAAAACAAAUAUGAAAAAAAUAUAUAUUCCUUUUUUGGUUUUUAAAUAUGGUUUAAAGAACUGGUUUAAACUCAACAACCCAACCACUUUCCUAAUUAAUAAAUAGAAGACUGUCAGGUCAGUAUGAUAUUUUAUACCAUUUCACACCUUGAAAAGUGUGUUCUUCAUUAUUUCAUCAUUGUGCAUACCCGAUCAGCCACAACAUUAGAACCACCUGCCUAAUAUUGUGUAGGUCUGUAUUUUGUGCCACCAAAACUGCAUCAACCUGCAUCUCAGAAUAGCAUUCUGAGAUCUAUUGUUCUCACCACAAUUGUAACAAUUUUCAGUUCUAACCAGUCUGACCAUUCUUCGUUGAUCUCCCUCAUCAACCAGGCGUUUCCAUCCGCAGAACUGACACUCACUGGAUGUUUUUUUGUUUUGUUUUUGGCACCAUUCUGAGUAAAUUCUAGAGACUGUUGUGCAUGAAAAUCGCAGGAGAUCAGCAGUUACAGAAAUACUCAAACCAUCCCAUCUGACAUCAACAAUCAUCAUGCGAUUUUCUAAUCAGCCAAUCGUGUGGCAGCAGUGCAUUAAACCAUGCAGAUAUGGGUCAGGAGCUUCAGUUAAUGUUCACAUCAACCAUCAGAAUGGGGAAAAAAAUGGUCUCAGUGAUUUGGACCAUGGCAGGAUUGUUGGUGCCAGAUGUGCUGGUUUGACUAUUUUUGUAACUGCUGAUCUCCUGAGAAUUUACUCCGAGUUGUGCCAAAAAAUCAAAAACAUCCAGAGAGCAGCAGUUCUGUGGACGGAAAUGCCUUGUUGAUGAUAGAGGUCAACAGAGAAUGGCCAGACAGUCUAUGGUAUCUCAGAAAACUGCUCUGUACAAUUGUGUUGAGAAUAGCAUCUCAGAACGCUAUUCCGAGAUACGGGUUGACGCUGCUUUGGGAGCGAGGGGUACCUUCACAAUAAUAGGUAGGUGGUUUUAAUGUUGUGGCUGAUUGGUGUAGGCCUCUUACUGCAAAUGCUACAAGCAGUAAUGGAAUAUAAUUGGAUUUGCAAAAAAAAGUGAUCUCAUUAUCUUAAAAAGUUAUAAAUGCAUUUGUUAAAUAGUGACAUUGUUAGUUAAGCAACCCCUUCCCACAACAAGAUUACUCAAUGUAGCAUUUUUUAAAAAUAAAUUUAACUGGGAUUGCACAUUGACAAUGUCUUCCUUUAUCACAUUCCAUGUUUCAUUUGAGUCCUUGAAAUAAUAUGUGUUAAAACAAAGAUUUUGCAACCAUUUUAAAUAGUUUUUCCUUUUGUUUAGUGUCAGUGUAAGAAGUCAGGCUUUGGGAAUGUACAAAUUCAAUUACUGUGAAAACGGAAUUGCAUUGACAAAAUGUUUCACAUUACAUUUAUACAAGCCCUCUUUUGAAAAAUUUUGAUUUGUUCUUUCACUUUUUAUUAUUGUUACUUUAAAGACUAUAUGUAAAAAAUAAAAAAAAUGGCUGUAUUUCUAACAGAUGUAGCCAUAAUUUCUGCCCAUCAAUAAAAUCCUCGCUGUCACCUCUA